This is a messenger RNA of Thalassophryne amazonica, 2205 nucleotides long. RefSeq names its product alkB homolog 4, lysine demthylase (gene alkbh4). The transcript has 3 exons. Gene Ontology annotation, molecular function: actin binding; oxidoreductase activity; demethylase activity. The record is from RefSeq and is a predicted model, not a curated record. The coding region runs from base 39 to 863 and encodes 274 amino acids. NCBI's taxonomy places the organism in Eukaryota, Metazoa, Chordata, Actinopteri, Batrachoidiformes, Batrachoididae. Gene Ontology annotation, biological process: oxidative demethylation; actomyosin structure organization; protein demethylation. Gene Ontology annotation, cellular component: midbody; contractile ring.
CGCCCUCAUUCACGUCAUAGGGAGGUGUAGCUUGAGAGAUGGCCGCCGGUAGCGGGGAGAGUUUCACUUCCUGCGUUUGUAAAGGUAUUCGACGGUGUCUGAUAUGCGAAAGCGUCAAAGGAAAGCGACGAAUAGAGACGGAGGAACACAAGGUGGUUCAUCACUUUAUCUAUGAUCCUGUGACAAGGACUGCCAUUCGUGAGGAUGCAGAGCCUUCCUCGUUUCCCUUCCCUGGUGUCUUUCUGUGGGAGAACUUCAUAUCAGAAGAGGAAGAGAUGGAGCUAAUCAGCACAAUGGACCAGGAUUUGUGGAUUCAGUCCCAGUCUGGUCGAAGAAAACAGGACUUUGGCCCGAAAGUGAAUUUCAAGAAGAGAAAGGUCCAUGUGGGGAGCUUCCACGGGCUGCCAGCUUGGAGCCAAAAACUAGUCCUACGGAUGCAGGCGGAGGUACCUUUAGCGGGCUUCCAACCAGUGGAGCAGUGCAAUCUGGAUUACAAUCCUCAACUUGGCUCUGCCAUCGAUCCUCACCUGGAUGACUCAUGGCUGUGGGGGGAACGUCUGGUCUCCAUCAACCUGCUAUCAGACACUAUACUUUCUAUGUCCCUGGAACAGGGUCUUCCAGAGGCGGGACUAGAAGAGGGGGUCCAUGUCGCUGUGCACCUUCCUCGUAGAGCUUUAGUCAUGUUAUGUUGUGAGGCGCGGCAUCGAUGGAAACAUGCUAUUCACAGGAAGGACAUCCACGAGCGCAGAGUUUGCAGCACCUUCAGAGAGCUUUCUGCAGAGUUCCUGCCUGGAGGUGCACACGCACAGCUGGGAGUUCAGCUGCUGGACAUUGCUUUGAGUUUCCAGGGAAGUUCAGUGUAGACUCAGGAGGAGUCAGAGCAGUGCUGUGUGAGUUUUAUUUCCAAAAUUUUUCAUCUUCUGCCAGAUGUCACAAACAUAUCCUGGAGUUUGAGGUUUGAGUGAACAUGUGCCUUUUAAAUUAAAUGAGUAAGCUGAUGUGCUGCAAGAUAAUUGGCUGUAGCUUCAUUUUAUAUCUCCAGUUUGAUUCUGUUGUGUCUUAUUGCUGCUGUGCCAGUCAUGCAUUAGACUCACAUCAGAGGAACAUGAGUCUGGCUGCACAUCGAUGAGCUUUGAUAGUUCAGUCAUGGGACUGAUGUUUGAUCUGGACAUUGCUGUUCUAGCUUUUCACAUAUUUUAAUCUGAUCAAAUAUUGGGGAAAGUCAUCUGGGGAGAAAGUAGUUUAAAUAAAUGGGGAUCAAUAGGUUUGACUUUACAUUAGUGUCUGUGGUGUUGCAGUCAGUAGGGAACAGGUGUGUAACCUGUUAGUGGAAGCACGACAAACAAAUUCUCAACUUUAAUAAAUCACGGUCACUUGGGUUAUUAAAAUGCAGAAUGAAAUGCAGUUCCCAAGUCACCAGUUUCCACAACCCUACUCAACACCAUGUAUGCUUAAAUUAAAUCAUUAAUAAAAGGUCCCUGUGGCUUUAUUUUUCAGGAAGACUGAAGCUCUGAAGUAAAAGCCAGUUUUGACAUAGUACAGGCCAAUAUUUUACUUUAUUGACAUCAGUGGUCCAAAUUAGGUUUUCUAAGCACAGGUUGAACAUGUUUAAUGAGAGGCAUCAGAGAGCAGUUACACACCACAAUGUAAAUGUACAUCUGUAAUGUGUUCAGACUGGCACCCUGUCCAAGGUGUACCCCCUCACAUCUUCUGACUGCUGGGAUAGGAUCCAGGCCCCAUAUCACCCUUGAUUGGAGUCAGUGGGUAGAGAAAAUGAAAGCAAUAGUGUUUUUGAGUUUAUGUGACUUCAUUAAGUUAUUCCUACCAAUCAAUCACAAAUAUUUUACUGAUCUACUUUAGAUCAUCUGAGAGGGAUGGUGGCCAAGCAGUUAAGUGUGCGUCUUUCCAGAGUGGAACGUUUCUGGUUCAUGCCACCCUUGCCCAAUUUCUAAGUAAUGUAGAGUUGCAUCUGGUGUAAAACCUGUGCCAAAACAACAUGCAGAUCUACCUGUGCUGUGGAAACCCCGAGUGAAACCAAGGAGAAGCCAGUGGGAGUUACUGCUGUCAGUCAUCCAUCUCAGCUUCUUUCGUUUUCUCUCACUCAUCUUCAACCGCUUAUCCAGGGUCAGGUUGUGGGGGCAACAGUUCUAGCAGGGCACCUCAGACUUCCCUUUUCUGGGCCACAUUGACCACCUCUGACUGGGA